UUCACAUCAGUUAUUUACCCGCAUCUUGAAUACAACACGGGUUCGGAACGAAUAAGCAAAUAAGAGUAAUUUGAAAAGUGAAUUUUAAUUUAGUAAAUUUAAAUUAUAUUUUAGACUGUUUAUUUGCCUUUUCAAGUCGUGGAUAACUUUAAAGAAUGGGUUUCGAUUUUACUAGAAGACAAUGGUUGAUAAUUGUGGUUAUUUCGAUAGCUGAUUUCUGCAACGCUUUGUGUGUUGCUUUGCAGGCGCCGUUUUACCCACAGGAGGCGGAGAAGAAAGGAUGUUCGGCGACGGAAUUCGGACUGGUGUUCGGCGUGUUCGAGCUGGUAGUGUUCUUGGUGAGCCCGCUGUACGGCGCACAUCUCAACCGAAUAGGGCCCAAGUUACUUUUCAACGCUGGAAUUCAGACCACGGGCACCUGCGCCAUAUUGUUUGGUUUACUUGACAACGUGGAGGGCCACAUCCCGUUCAUAACGCUGAGCUUCGUCAUUCGAAUCGUGGAGGCGAUGGGCAACGCUGCCUUCCUCACCGCAUCAUUCGCCAUCAUAGCCAAAGAGUUCCCUAAUAAUGUCGCUACGAUGUUCGCUUCCCUAGAGACUUUCUUUGGGCUCGGACUAAUAGUCGGUCCUACUUUGGGAGGCGCUUUGUAUGGAGUCGGUGGAUACUACCUUCCCUUCGCAGUGCUAGGCGCUACACUAUUCUGUACAGCUGUUAUGAGCUACGCUGUGCUACCCAAAUGCAAUGACGAUGAAGAUUUAAAACCAACAGGACCGACGAUGUUCACACUGCUCAAAAUCCCUGGCGUUUUGCUCGCAGCAAUCAGCAUCAUGUCGACAAGUUUGAGUAUCGGCUUCCUACAGGCGACACUCGAACCACAUCUCAGACAGUUUAAGUUUUCACCUGUGAUCCUCGGGCUGAUGUUCGUGAUCAACGGCGGUGUCUACGCGGCCUCCGCGCCUGUGUGGGGCUGGAUGUGUGACCAUCCCUCUAUCAAGCCCAAAUACGUCACUGUUAUCGGCUGUAUGUGCAUCGCCAGUGGCUUUCUGCUUAUCGGGCCUGCGCCUUUUAUUGAUAUGCCUACGUUGAUGUGGAUGACGAUAUUAGGCCUGGUACUCCACGGUAUGGGUAUGGGAAGUCAACUAGUUGCAUCUUUCUCGGACGCUCUCGGCACAGCAAUAGCCAACGGCUUACCAAACUCAAUAGAAACCUAUGGACUGGUGUCAGGCAUGUGGACUUCUGUGUUCGCACUUGGGGCAUUCGUAGGUCCCACAGUCUCCGGCUUGCUCUUCGAUUCCGUUGGUUUCAGAAACUCUACCAUGUUCGUUUUCAUUCUGCAUGUCAUUGUUAUGUUGGUAGUGAUGGUGUACCUGUGGGUGUGUGACCGCAGCUCCAAGAUGGAUGUAUCAGUAUCCGCCGGUGACCUACUGCAGUUAGACGGAACUCUAGACGAGAGCGUGCUCAUCGGCGACAAGUACAUCAUGCCCCCACCGAGGGUUAAAAGUCGUCGCUGUGGAAUCAGCGUGGAGCGUUCUCGGCCACCCGCAAUGAACAGUCUAAUAGCGUGCACAAGCUGUAAGAACCGACGCAGUCCGUGGAGUCAGCGCACGCCCGUCUAUCGGCCCUCCUACGGCAGCCUCGACCACCGCUUCCGUGGAGCCCUCUCUGUCACGUAAACAAACUGUGCACAAUCACAACAAGCAGUUACUAAAAAUCAUAACGGUUUUAACCAAUAUUUCCUAACUGUCAUACUGUCAUGUAACGCUCAAUAGAUGCGUUCCUUUGUGUGUAUUUCUUAUUUCCGGAUUAAGAUAAUAAGGUUUAUUUGUAAAUUUCUGAUCGUAAAAAUUGGUUUUAUCCUACAAAGUUGGUAGUCAGAUUUAUUACGUCUUCUGCUGAUAUGGGUUAUUUUAGUUCCCGCUUUCAAAUCACACUUUUUUGACUAAAAAAUCCAUAUCCCUUCUAAUUAAUCUUUUAUUACUAGUUUUAUAUCAAUCUUCGUGAUCAUUUUUACAAAAAAUGUUUGUGUAUGCGCUUAUUUUUAAGAUUAUACCAGUUCCUCCCUACAGAGUUUAAAUAUGCAUCAGAUAUAUUUUAUUUUAUGAACAAGAUAUGAAUAUGCUUAAUUAUUUUUUAUAAUUAAUAAUAAGUUUUACAGUUCCUAAUAAUAGGUUGUUUUAGGUUAAUUAACAUACUAUUGUAUGUUCGAUAUACUAUUGAAAAAUAAGUAUAUCGAAAUGCCAAAAUAAUUCAUCAAAUUGAACAUGAAUAUUUCGUUGCUGUCAUAUUAUGUAACAUUGCAGUAGAGCAGGAGAUAGUAAAUGUAAUCUAACUAAUAUUAUAAAUGCGAAAGUUUAGAUGGAUGGAUGGAUGGAUGGAUAGUUGUUUGUUAGAGUUU
This is a messenger RNA of Papilio polytes (common Mormon), 2395 nucleotides long. Its product is annotated as MFS-type transporter SLC18B1-like. Gene Ontology annotation, molecular function: transmembrane transporter activity. The coding region runs from base 156 to 1673 and encodes 505 amino acids. The transcript is spliced from 10 exons. NCBI's taxonomy places the organism in Eukaryota, Metazoa, Arthropoda, Insecta, Lepidoptera, Papilionidae. Gene Ontology annotation, biological process: transmembrane transport. The record is from RefSeq and is a predicted model, not a curated record.